Messenger RNA from Eucalyptus grandis, 1082 nucleotides. RefSeq names its product probable leucine-rich repeat receptor-like protein kinase At1g35710. The coding region runs from base 42 to 1082 and encodes 346 amino acids. The transcript has a single exon. NCBI's taxonomy places the organism in Eukaryota, Viridiplantae, Streptophyta, Magnoliopsida, Myrtales, Myrtaceae. Gene Ontology annotation, molecular function: protein binding. The record is from RefSeq and is a predicted model, not a curated record.
GAAACGAAGAAAAGCCCACCCCAAAAAACCUCAAACCUCUCAUGGCCUCGUCUCAGAAACAAUUCUCAAUGUUGUUCCUCGCUUACCUUCUUCUCAUAUUCCCGCAACAAAUGUCUUGUCUUGCUUCAUCUCGAAGCUCUUCUCUGGUGGCCCUUACUGAUGCUAGUAACUAUACGGUAAAUGAGGAAGUGGAGGCACUCCUAACAUGGAAGUCUAAGUUAGACAGCGAGAGUCGCUAUAAUUUGUCUUCAUGGAAUGGAACCAGCCCUUGCUCAUGGCGCGGAAUCGAUUGUGAUCCUCUGGGGAGCGUUGUGAGCUUGAACCUUUCAUUUUCUGCCAUACGCGGUACGCUUCAUUCUCUCAAUUUCUCCCAUUUGCCCAACUUGGUCACUCUUAGCCUUCCCUACAAUAAUCUCUUCGGGAACAUCCCUCUGAGCAUUGGCCAUCUUUCCAAGCUUAUUCGUCUGGAGUUAUUUCAAAAUAACCUUUCGGGAAACAUUCCAAUUGAACUUGGGUCAUUGCGAUCUUUACAAUAUCUUGAUCUUAGUGAUAAUAAUUUGACUGGCCCAAUUCCCAUUGAGAUAUUUGGCUUGAGCAAAUUGACGUUACUACGCUUUCAAAAUAACAAGCUUUCUGGUUCCAUUCCUAAAGAAAUAGGAAUGCUACCUGUACAAUAUCUUGAUCUUAGUGAUAAUAAUUUGACUGGCCCAAUUCCCAUUGAGAUAUUUGGCUUGAGCAAAUUGACGUUACUACGCUUUCAAAAUAACAAGCUUUCUGGUUCCAUUCCUAAAGAAAUAGGAAUGCUACCUGUACAACAUCUUGCUCUUUCUGGUAAUGAUUUGACCGGCCCAAUUCCCGAUGAGAUAGUUAGUUUGAGCAACUUGACUUAUUUGUUCCUUGCGGCUAAUAACCUUUCUGGUUUCAUCCCUAAAGAAAUAGGGAGGCUGAAGUCUCUCCAUACUCUCCACAUACAUGAGAACAGCAUUGCCGGUCCUAUUCCUUCUUCCAUCGGAAACAUGAGUAGCUUGGGGAGUUAUUGCUUCUUAAAAAUCAACUUGUCGGAUCCAUUCCAAAAGAAAUAG